UCGGAUACCUUGCAUGGCGAUUGAAGACCAUACAAAGAAAAACAGCAGAGGAAAGAGGUGCCUCAGUCAGCAAAUCUCCUAAAGUUGGUGGGCCAGGCCGUGAUCGUCAGCCCUUCACCUAUGACAGAGAGCCAUCUGAUGAGGAUGUGGAAGCAGCUAUUGCUGUUUUGAGACACUCUGCUGAUGAAAACACUGUCCGUGAGAAGAUGAAAAUGACCUUCAUAUAUCGGCAAGCAAUGGUCAACGAUGAAGCCAAAUCAUCAGAUGUCUUCUCGGUCUUCCCAAGAUUUCUGGACACACCAGGACUGAUAGAACAAGAUUUCAGACUUCUGUUUGGUGAGGCCACAGCCAACAAAUUCUUGGAGAAGUGGCCAACCACUUUCAAAGCAAAAGUAAUAAAGGAAAGCCAUGGACUUGUAUCCACCACAGAACUCUUGGAUUUGAUGCGCAAUGCUGAGUCAGCUGCUGAAGUUGAGAAUGGCUGGGACAGUGACAUGUCUGCCAUCUUGCUGCUGCUACAUUUGCUACCACCAUCUGCACAAGGUAGAAAGAGGCCGGGAAAGAUGUCUGCAUAUCAAGCUGUAGAUCAGCUCAUCAGAUUUCAAAAGGUUGGAACCAGUGUGCAGCAGCAUCUUGACAACAUCACCCAAAGCAGUCAGCCCUACCUUCUCGCCCAGGGAUCCACACAGAGCAGCAUUCACUCCUACUUCAUUGUGGUUGACAAGCAUGCUCUUCCAUGCAAGGCAACAGGUUCAGUAGGAGCUUUUGACGAAGUCUUUAAAGCCCAUUACGUAUUUGGUACGUCAUACAGUUCUUCCUUGAGCAGCUUUUUUCACUUUUGUGCAAACAACCAUCUAUAACAUCGACAUGGGGGAAACAAAGGAGACUCCUAGAGUUGCUGAGUUGCGAGCAAGAAUGGUGCGUUAGUUGAGAUAAAACUAUGAAGUGUUUUCUUUGCAAAAGUGACCAUGGAAGUCCAAACAACCUUGUUAAGCACCUUAAGAUAAUUCAUGGGCUAUGUACAGGCAGGACUCUUUUUCUGAAAUGUGGUCAAGAAGGAUGCUCACGUUCUUUUGGUAGCUUUUCUGGUUUUAGAAAACAUCUUAACAAGUGCCACGGAGAAAGUUUAGUAGAUUCUAUAGAAGAUGAUCUUUCAGACCCUCAAAGUACCGUCAACACCAGUAAUAUUUCUCAUGUUGAAGUGUCGACUGAAUGUUUAGAGGCUGAGUCAGAGUUAUCUUCGCCAUACAUUGUAAAUAGUUGUGCAGCUGUUAUUUCUGAUCUAAAGGCAGCAGGUGUUGGUCAAAGUACAGUAAAUACUGUAGUGAUUUCCAUGGAAGAGAUUGUUCAAGAUAUUCAUCAGCAUGCUAAAGAAACAGUGAUAAAGCAUGUAUUUAGUAAUGAAAGAGAAACAGAAAUGUGCAAGAAAGUUGAGGCGUGUUUUGAGGGGUUAGAGAAUCCUUUCACAGUUCUAAAUUCGGAAUACAAGCGAUCAAAAUUUAUGACUGCCAAGUGGGAAAUAGUAGAACCAGUUGAAUGUGUGAUUGGUUCAAGAUUUGACACAAGACUAAAUAAAAAGACUGGAACAUAUGAUCAGGUAGUAGUUCAAGAUAAAUUCAUGUAUAUUCCAAUUUUAUCUACACUGCAGUCAAUAUUUAAAAGUCAGUAUUUUGCAGAAAUGUUGCAAAGCUCAGCUACCAGCAACUCUAGACUGAGAGAUAUUUGUGAUGGAUCUUUUUUUAAAAGUCACCCCCUGUUCUCAACUGAGAAGCAGACAAUACAGGUCCAGAUGUUCUAUGAUGAUUUUGAGGUCGCCAACCCAUUGGGUUCCAAGCGAGGUAUUCAUAAAUUGGGUGGAGUAUAUUUUACUUUAAGAAACUUCUCUCCAAAAUGGAAUUCUUUUUGGCUAACAUACACCUGUGCGCCUUAUUUCAUACUCAAGAUGUUAAACGAUAUGGUUUUAGUGAAAUUUUUGCUCCCAUUGUUCGAGACAUUAAAGUGUUAGAGAGCGAUGGUAUUGAGAUUCCA
Molecule: messenger RNA, 2028 nt
Organism: Coregonus clupeaformis (lake whitefish)
Lineage: Eukaryota; Metazoa; Chordata; Actinopteri; Salmoniformes; Salmonidae
Exons: 5
Coding region: 941-2005 (354 amino acids)
Source: RefSeq, a predicted model, not a curated record